Linum trigynum is the source of this 2037-nucleotide messenger RNA. Lineage: Eukaryota; Viridiplantae; Streptophyta; Magnoliopsida; Malpighiales; Linaceae. The record is from the annotation of a GenBank genome assembly.
AAUAAUGCUGAAGGAGGAAGUCCUCAUCGCUUUCUGCUUUGGAAGAUUCAGAAUCCUCAGAAACCCCCCUCCAAUCCCACACUCUGUAACAGUGGCCAACGCAAAACCCUCUUUACAUAUUUUCAUCGUUUCCCCACUCUCCCUUUCCUCCAUCUUCCAAUUCUGCUCAAGAAAAUGGAUUUCCAAGUCGUCGUGCUAGCCGGCGGAACUUCGAAAGAACUUGUUCCUCUUGUCUCCAAGGAAGUGCCAAAACCUUUGCUCCCCGUGGCCAACCGUCCGGUUCUAUCUUACGUGCUAGAGCAAUUAGAGCUCAGCAACCUCAAGGAUCUCAUUGUGGUUGUUGAAGGGGAAGAUGCAGCUCUACGUGUUGGUGGAUGGAUUUCAGGAGCUUAUGUGGACCGCCUGCAUGUUGAGGUUGCUGCAGUUCCUGAGGAUGUUGGAACUGCUGGUGCUCUCCGGGCCAUCGCACGCCACUUGACAGCAAAGGACAUUUUGGUUGUGAGUGGUGAUCUUGUUUCUGAUGUUCCUCCUGGUGCUGUUGCAGCUGCCCAUAGAAGGCAUGACGCUGUAGUCACUUCAAUGAUCUGUUCUACACCAGUCAGCGGGCCUGUAGAAUCUGGAUCAGUUGGUGCUAAGGACAAGAUAAAGAAGCCCAGGCGAUUCAACAUUAUUGGGCUGGACCCUACAAAGCAAUUUUUGUUGUACAUUGCCUCAGGAGCUGAAGUUGAAAAGGAUCUUCAUAUCGCCAAGAGUAUUCUUCGUGCUGUUGGUCAGAUGGAUAUACAAGCCGAUCUUAUGGAUGCCCAUAUGUACGCGUUCAAGAGGGCUGUUCUGCUGGAGGUUUUAGAACAAAAACAAAACUUUCACAGCUUGAGACACGAUGUACUACCUUAUCUUGUUAGGACCCAGCUGAAAUCAGAGAUUCUACUGAAUGGUACACCACAAGCAGAAGAAAAUGGACAUGAUAAGGUCACUUCUGAGAGCAACCAAACUAUAAUAUCUCAAAUAUUGGCCAACGCUUCUACACCAAGAUUCCAUGAAGUUUAUGAAUCAAUUCAAAAUGGAUCUCCAACAGUACAAAGAACUCAUAAAUGUUGUGCUUAUAUUGCCAGCAACAGCAAGUAUUGUGCACGCUUAAAUUCCAUUCAAGCAUUCAGUGACAUUAACCGUGAUGUCAUAGGUGAAGCCAAUCAUCUCUCUGGAUAUUCCUUCUCUGUUCAUAACAACAUCAUACAUCCUUCAUCAGAGCUGGGAUCAAAGACUACUGUGGGGCCUCAUUGUAUGUUGGGUGAAGGAUCAUUAAUGGGUGACAAAUGCAGUGUAAAGCGCUCUGUUAUUGGUCGCCACUGUAGGAUAGGUUCCAAUGUUAAGAUUGUUAAUUCAGUUGUCAUGGACCAUGUUACCCUCGGAGAUGGCAGUUCAAUCCAAGGUUCGAUAGUUUGCAGCAAUGUUCAGAUCCAAGAGCGGGUUGUACUAAAAGACUGUCAGAUUGGAGCAGGCUUUGUGGUCUCCGCAGGCAGUGAACACAAGGGAGAGUCCUUAACUAGGAAAGAGAAAUAGAGUUUAUAAGGAAUGAUGUUGGGGGUUAAAAAAAAAACAGUGGAUAACCCCUUGGUAGAAGAACCAGAAAUGCCUUUAUCACAGUGAACCGUGAUGUAGAUCACGGUUGGAAUUUUUGGGUGGCUAAUGCUGUUGCUAGAGGUUUAGGUGAUCACAGAGAUAUCGAGCUUCGUAGUGGUGUGUGGUUAACAGCAUUCCAGCUCUCCUAGUGUUGGGUGGUAUUCUUUCUUCUGCUAUGCCUUUUCAUGAGAAUUGAUGUGUGCGGCCUGUGACUAAUCUAUCCAAACAUCCUGUAUUUUGUGAUAGAUUAGCAUCAAUUUUGUCCCAUCUUUGUAAUACACCUUAUUCGACAUCUACUGAUUGUGUAGUGGAAGUAUUGAUCAUUUUCAAUCUUCUGGCUCUCGUUCGUGUUCCUUUUUAGUCACGCCUGGUUGAAUCGAACUACUUCAAUACAUAUAAUGAAUGUUACUGAAUUGG